Cuscuta epithymum is the source of this 1489-nucleotide messenger RNA. Lineage: Eukaryota; Viridiplantae; Streptophyta; Magnoliopsida; Solanales; Convolvulaceae. The record is from the annotation of a GenBank genome assembly.
CAAUAAUUCCAACUAUAGAUUAUUUUUGUAAAUCCCAGAUAUUACCUGCUAUAACAUGUGAUUUUUAAUAGAAAUUAAGCAUAAAAAUUAAAAGUUGGGAUUAUUUAUAGGGAUUAUCUGUUAUAUCUCUUCUCAUCUACUUUAGAAACUAUAUGAAUUUAUUUAUAGUCGGUCAUGUCGGAGCAUUAUUGGCGAAAGUUCCCUAAAGUUGGGAUUAUUAUGAAAUAAUCGAUAGUUGAGAUUAUUAUGAGCAGACCGCGAAUAGUUGGGCACAUGGGAUUAUUACAAUCAAUUUUUCCUAAAAUAUAUCCCACACACCUAGAUAGAAUGGUUUGAAUAAUACUUUACAGAUUAACUUAUUGGGCCAUGGAACCCAAGCCCACUAAUUUCCUACCAUUCAUAUUGGGCUAAUAUUUGACUCCACCCCUGAAGACUCUGGUCUCCUAUCCGCAAUUCACCCUUCUCCUUCAGUCCUUCAUCGUCCAACCAGUUGAAUAUGGCGGAAAAAAGUAAACAUGUGAGUGGACAAACCUCGGGAAUCUCUAAUUCUGUACUGAAUGAAAGGAUCCUGUCCUCUAUGUCUCACAAAUCUGUAGCUGCUCACCCAUGGCAUGACUUAGAAAUUGGUCCAGGUGCACCAGCGGUGUUUAAUUGUGUUGUUGAGAUAGGAAAGGGUGGGAAAGUUAAGUAUGAACUUGAUAAAAACAGUGGCCUUAUCAAAGUGGAUAGAGUUCUUUACUCAUCUGUGGUUUAUCCACAUAACUAUGGGUUUAUUCCGAGGACAAUCUGUGAAGAUGGUGAUCCAAUGGAUGUCCUCGUACUUAUGCAGGAGCCUGUUCUACCUAGUACCUUUCUUCGUGCUCGUGCAAUUGGAUUAAUGCCUAUGAUCGAUCAGGGUGAAAGGGAUGACAAGAUAAUAGCAGUGUGUGCUGAUGAUCCUGAGUUUCGUCAUUAUAAUGACCUUAAAGAACUUCCUCCACACCGUCUUGCUGAAAUCCGCCGGUUUUUUGAGGACUACAAGAAGAAUGAGAACAAAUCUGUGGCAGUGGAAGACUUCUUGCCUGCAGAAGCUGCUGUUGAUGCUAUUAAAUACUCCAUGGAUUUGUACGCUUCUUACAUUGUGGAGAGCUUGAGGCAAUGAUCCAAUUGCAGGUCAGGUUGAGGUUUUGCACCUUUAGGGCAAUCCCUGGGCCGAACAACUGUCUGAACUUAUGUUGUGGUAAAAAGAAAUACCGUGGUAUAUAGAACUUCUGGUACAAAGGCCAAAACAUUGCUUUAAUCAAGCAGGUCUGAGUUAUGUUGAGGACCACCUUUUGGCUAACAUAGCCUCCCGUGGGGACCAACAAGAGGUGGGCGUCCCUAGAGAGAGAACGCUAGAAAUAAUCUGUGGUUCCAUACAUUAUUUUAGCAGCUGUUGCUGUUAGUUAACUCUUCUUAAUAUGGAGUACAUGUUUACAAAAAAUCAAGAAAGAGUCCUCGUUUAAAUAAG